This is a messenger RNA of Dermacentor silvarum, 1671 nucleotides long. RefSeq lists its product as uncharacterized. The coding region runs from base 1 to 1671 and encodes 556 amino acids. The record is from RefSeq and is a predicted model, not a curated record. NCBI's taxonomy places the organism in Eukaryota, Metazoa, Arthropoda, Arachnida, Ixodida, Ixodidae. The transcript has 4 exons. Gene Ontology annotation, biological process: vacuole organization; endosomal transport. Gene Ontology annotation, molecular function: ATP hydrolysis activity; ATP binding.
AUGCCGGCUACCGUGCCGCACGCCAUCGCGUCUGUCUCCAACGCCAUCGCUCCUCCAACAACGACACCCGACCCGUCCACGCGGUUCGCUCAGCCGGUCUCCGAGGCGGCGGGCGAGCUCGGCACCGCGCCGAUUCCACUGCCUAUGACUCGGCCGGCUAACGCCACCGCGGACGUCGGUCACGACCUUCUGCGACCCUCACUGCAUCCCACGUCAGGCGUCCUCAACGAACCACUGGACGCUCCUGCGGGCCUUGACCCCCAUUUGCCCGGCCAGCUCGUGGCUCACUCACGACGCGAGAAAGAAGAAGACGACGACCCGAGGGCAGGGAGUGCUAAAUUCGAGCGUUCAUUGUCCGGUGCAAAAUUCGCCGCCCCACUGGAGAUGAACCGCCUGAGCCGAGCUCGCAAGCACGCCGAGCGCGGAGCGUACCUGGAGAUCGUGUCUAACGAUCACGCAGCCGCCCUGGCCCAUUACACGCAGGCCGCCAUGCACCUGGAGAACGCGCUGGAGAUCAUCCUCUGCCGCAUGCGCGCGUACGCUGCCAAGCUCGGGACGCUCAGUCCUCACGUGGCUUCGCCCGAGCGAUGGGAGCGUAUCUCUCUACCUCCCUGCCGCACCCGGGCCGUGGACAAGCGCUACGUCUGCGAGAUGGACGGCCUGGUCGUUCUGGGCCGCCACUGCGGUCGCUGCGUUGACGUCGGCUUUCCGGACGUGCUGCGGCAGCUCUUGCAGUUCACGCAAAUACCGAGCUUCGGUGGCUCCCAGGCGUCCCCUCGCGACAGGCACAAGUCGUGGCGAACCGUGCUCCUGUCGGGUCCCGCUGCCACCGGCAAGCACAGCCUAGCGAGAGCGCUGAGUAGCGGCAUCCGCGUCUGCUCGGUGUCCUACGUGUACGUGCCGGAGUUGCUGCGCAAGCCGAAGCACAAGCUAGAGCUGGCCGUCAGGAGCAUCUUCGACGUUACCGGAUCGGUGGUGCCCACAGUGGUGAUCCUGGACGGGGUGGACGAGAUAUGCAGGGUGGGAGCAGCGCACGCGUCCAAGGUCUUCUCCGAGUGCAUACAAGAUGUCCUCGAUGACUGGGACCGCGACCCGGCGUCUCGCCGGUACGUGAUCGGCGUCACCAACAGCCCGUGGCUCCUGACCUCCGGCGUGCAGGCGUUGUUCCAGCGGCGCGUCUACGUCCCGCUUCCCGACCACACGUGCCGGGCCACGAUUGCGCAGCACCUCCUCUCGGGCUCCGACGGCUACGCGGCCUCACUUUCACUCGGUGACAUCGCGGAUGCCACGGAGGGCUUCACGAGCACCGAGCUCGCCAUGUGCCUGCGCAGCCCCUUCUGGCGCAUCGACUCGCGCAAGAAGCUCGACGAGCGGUUCGUGGACCUGGUCAGCGUCUCCGGCUUGGGAAGCGUGCGCUGCUGCUGCUUCUGCGUCGAAGAGGUCGAGCCGGACGAGGAACUGACGACGCCGCAGCAAUUGUCGGACCUCUCGGAAGCGGGGCCCGAAGGUCCCAGCACGACGCCGCUCAUCGCCGUCGACGCCGAGCUGCAGAAGGCCAUUGGGGCCAUGACCCGAGUGCUGGCGCAGAACGCGAGACCUAGACCGCCACUCCGACAGGCCGCGGUGAGGACGUCGUCGAGAUCGUCGGUGCGGAACUGCAUAAUUUCCUGA